CUCAACUCUCAAGUAACAAAAUUUUGAACAUUGUAAUUUGUUAUGCUUGAUAUAGUUGUUCUCCGAGCAGCUGUCUUUGUUUUUGUUUGUAUCAGCUGGGUGCAUGUAGUUUAUCUCAGUUGGAAAUUAUCAGAAUUGUCAGAUCUUGAACAGUAAAAUGCCUCUAACGGCUGAUGUAGCGGCACAACAAGUGCAGGAGAGACUGAGAUCUAUGCAUAGAUUAAUAUAUGAUAUAGAAGCAGAAAGAGGUCGUAACGAACAAUGUAUUGAGAGUAUACUCAGAGCUGAAAAGACAGCAGAAAACUCACCAACUGCUGAAGAUUCUGGUUCAUCACAACAGCAAAUGCAGUUAAAGAACCUAUACAAAAAUGGUUUGAAUGCAGCAGAACAGGAAGAAAGGGUUCUGCGAGCAGCGUUAUCAAGGAUUUAUGAAAUUCGGGCCAUCAAGAAUGAAAGAAGAAUUCAGGCCAGGCACGCGGGUAAUAAAGAAACGAUAGGUUGUGGAGCCCUUAUGAAAAUGCUGCUAAGCGCAGCGCAAACUUUGCCCCUGCAUGUGGGCAGAGUGGGUGAGCGUGCGCCUCCCUUGUGCGGGGCUGUUCCAGCUGAUGGAGGUCACGUGGCACGUGCCGGAGACGCUGUUGCAGCUUUAGUUCGAGUCUCCGACAAAGAGGAGAAUUGGAUAUUGGCUGAGGUGGUGAGCUGGCUCCCAGCACAAGGGAAGUAUGAAGUUGACGAUAUUGAUGAAGAGCAGAAGAAUCGUCAUGUGCUCAGUAAACGUCGGGUGGUGCCCCUACCCCUGAUGAGAGCUGAUCCCAGGACUGAUGAGCACGCGCUUUUCCCCAAGGGUGCAGUGGUUAUGGCACUUUACCCUCAAACUACGUGUUUUUACCGGGCUGUUGUGAACAGGCUCCCGGCUUCAGCUGCUGAUCCUUAUGAAGUUUUGUUUGAGGAUUCGUCGUACGCGGAUGGAUUCUCCCCCCCGGAGCGCGUAGCUCAGCGAUACGUGAUCGCUAUCAAGGAGGGCAAAGGCCGAGCCACCUGACCCCGCGCCUCCUCUGCCCCUUCUCCCCCUUCACCGCCCUCGCCCCCUUCGCCUCCCAACGACUCACGUACCCUUACGCCCACCGACUCUGAAUAAGCAGCCCCCAUUUGCACCAUUCACAUUUUUAUACAAUUGAUUGACUCUGAACUCAGAAUAGUUUAUCUAUUUAAGAUUGACGAUGUUUAUCUAUAAAAGAACUGACUGAUUAAUAAACUUGGAGAAGAGAUAACUAGAACUGAACUGAGAUUUUGUAAAUAUUUCUAAUACGUUUUAGUAAUUGUAAAUAAAGGUGUAUUCAUAAUUUUAAGUUAGUUACGCGCAAAUCCUAAUACUAAGGAGAUCUUAUGUUUUGAUUUUUACGAAUAUCCAUGAAAACUAAAAACAUAUUUGUGCUUUAAAAAGCAUACUCAUGGAUCAUUUCCACGUCUUAGUUUUAUAAUUAUAAAAUUGUAUAGACUUCAAUGUGUGAGUUGCGUCAAUAUGAAUUAUAUAUAUUUAGUUAAGAUUGUGAAUAUUCCCAAAUAUGUUAUUAACUCAAUUAUAAUCUGAUUAAUGUAGUUAUAUACAUUAAUAAUUAAGAUGUAUUUUAUCCUAAAUCUUCUCGAUAACAUAGCAAUUAUAUUUGCAAAUUAUUUUUGCAGGUUGCGUCAAAUGUAAGUUAAUUAAUGACAAGUAGAAGUUACUAUAAGAAAAGUACGUUUUGUCGUAUUUAGAUUAUGUGAAUAAAACCUAUGAAAUAU
Molecule: messenger RNA, 1782 nt
Organism: Pieris napi
Lineage: Eukaryota; Metazoa; Arthropoda; Insecta; Lepidoptera; Pieridae
Gene: Sgf29
Product: SAGA-associated factor 29
Exons: 7
Coding region: 158-1042 (294 amino acids)
Cellular component (GO): SAGA complex
Source: RefSeq, a predicted model, not a curated record